AACCCUCUCCACAUCCGCUUUCCAGACACUUCUCCCCAUCCCGUCCAACAUCUCCGUCUCGAGCGUCGUCACAGUUCCACUCGCGCCAUGGGCAAGAUUAAGAUCGGAAUCAACGGUUUCGGAAGGAUCGGAAGGCUCGUCGCCAGGGUCGCCCUCCAGAGCGACGAUGUCGAGCUCGUCGCCGUCAACGACCCCUUCAUCACCACUGAGUACAUGACCUACAUGUUCAAGUACGACUCCGUGCACGGCCACUGGAAGCACAGCGACAUCAAGCUCAAGAACGACAAGACUCUCCUCUUCGGCGAGAAGGCAGUUGCCGUCUUCGGCGUCAGGAACCCUGAGGAGAUCCCAUGGGCUGAGGCUGGUGCCGACUACGUCGUGGAGUCCACCGGUGUCUUCACUGACAAGGACAAGGCUGCUGCUCACUUGAAGGGUGGUGCCAAGAAGGUGGUCAUCUCUGCUCCAAGCAAAGACGCCCCUAUGUUCGUUGUUGGUGUCAAUGAGGACAAGUACACUUCAGACGUUAACAUUGUCUCAAAUGCUAGCUGCACCACUAACUGUCUCGCUCCCCUAGCUAAGAUCAUUAAUGACAACUUUGGUAUUAUUGAGGGUCUGAUGACCACUGUUCAUUCCAUCACUGCCACCCAGAAGACUGUUGACGGACCCUCAAGCAAGGACUGGAGAGGUGGGAGGGCGGCAAGCUUCAACAUCAUCCCCAGCAGCACCGGCGCUGCCAAGGCUGUUGGCAAGGUUCUUCCUGAGUUGAACGGCAAGCUUACCGGUAUGUCAUUCCGGGUUCCCACAGUUGAUGUGUCAGUUGUUGAUCUCACUGUUAGAAUCGAGAAGGCUGCAUCAUAUGAGGACAUCAAGAAGGCCAUCAAGGCUGCAUCUGAGGGAAACCUCAAGGGCAUCAUGGGUUAUGUUGAGGAGGAUUUGGUCUCCACUGACUUCAUUGGGGACAGCAGGUCGAGCAUCUUUGACGCCAAGGCUGGAAUUGCUCUGAACGACAACUUCGUCAAGCUUGUCUCGUGGUACGACAACGAGUGGGGUUACAGCAACCGUGUCGUCGACCUGAUCCGCCACAUGGCCAAGACACAGUAGGGUGUUCUGCUUUUCUUCUGGGCGGCAAGGCCUGAUCCGCCACAUGGCCAAGGCACGGUAGUGUUCCGCUUCUCUUCUGGGCGAGUCGGAGACGAGCCUUUUCUUUGUCUAUGCAGAGAGAAUAAAUCUGGACGGCGUUGGCAGACGCCGAGUUCAUGCUUAGUUGGACAUAAGUUGCCUUCUGUUUUCCGUAUCUACUACUACUGCCUGUAAUGGAGUUGCUAAUCAAGAACUCGUUUUUGCUCGUUUGUGAAAAAAUAUAUAUCGUUCAGUUCCGUCGUU
This is a messenger RNA of Lolium rigidum, 1383 nucleotides long. RefSeq names its product glyceraldehyde-3-phosphate dehydrogenase 1, cytosolic. The record is from RefSeq and is a predicted model, not a curated record. Lineage: Eukaryota; Viridiplantae; Streptophyta; Magnoliopsida; Poales; Poaceae. The transcript is spliced from 12 exons. Gene Ontology annotation, molecular function: NAD binding; oxidoreductase activity, acting on the aldehyde or oxo group of donors, NAD or NADP as acceptor; NADP binding. Bases 88 to 1101 code for a protein of 337 amino acids. Gene Ontology annotation, biological process: glucose metabolic process.